Miscanthus lutarioriparius is the source of this 2436-nucleotide messenger RNA. NCBI's taxonomy places the organism in Eukaryota, Viridiplantae, Streptophyta, Magnoliopsida, Poales, Poaceae. The record is from the annotation of a GenBank genome assembly.
AUGGAAUCGACGUAUGGCACUGAAGAGAGUAACUCAAAAGACUCUUCAGCGGAUUUACCAACUCCUCCUGCAGCCAAGGAAGUUCCUGGACAUAGUGAUCAUGAGGGGCCAAGCGGACAUGAGGUGAAGUCAGCACAAGCAGAAACUGAAAACUCUACUCUGCAUAUAGUUUGUGCUGAUAGUUUGGAUUCGUCUUUACAGGUCCUAGAAACGAGGCUUCCUGAUCUAACAGAAGACAUUGCGAAAUCAAAUGCGCCUUCCAAUACAGAUCCUGAAAUACCGUCUAAUUCAGGACCAACUGAGGCAUACAUAAGCUCAACAAAUGAUAAGGCAGAUUAUCCUUCUUCAGUAGACGCAAGUGAAGUGAACGGCGUGCCUGUAAAUGUUUCAAAUGGUGCCGGAACUAUGCUAAGGGAUGAAAUGAAACCUAAAGAAGAUGAAACACACCAUCAGACUGAUACGCACACAAAGCUGAAAAUGAAACAAGAUUCAGAAACAACACCUGAAAGUCCAUACAGAGGCCUUAUUGACACUGCUGCACCCUUUGAGUCUGUUAGAGAAGCUGUCACCAAGUUUGGAGGAAUUGUUGAUUGGAAAGCUCACAAAGCUCAGAUGAUCGAGAGACGCAAGCUCAUACAACCUGAACUAGAAAAGAUUCGAACAGAAAUUCCACUUUGCAAGGAGGAACUAGAAGCUGCUGAGAUGGCUAAAUCUCAAGUUGUGGAUGAGCUAGAGCACACCAAGAGGCUUAUUGAGGAGCUGAAGCAUCACCUGGAGAAAGUACAGGUUGAAGAAGCUCAGGCAAAGCAGGACUCUGAGCUUGCACAACUCAGGGCACAAGAGAUUGAGCACGGAAUAGCUGAUGAAGCUAGUGCGAUAGCCAGGACACAAAUGGAAGUCGCCAAAGAAAGGCACAAAAAGGCUGUUGCUGAACUUAAGUCAGUAAAAGAGGAGUUGACGUCAGUACAUGAACAGUAUGCUGCCCUGAUAGAUGAAAGAGAGACGGCAAUCAAAAGAGCGGAAGAGGUCAUAUCUGCAGGGAAGGAGAUUGAGAAGAGAGUGGAGGAACUGACAUUAGAAUUUAUUGCGUCUAAAAGGUCUCUUGAGUUGGCCCAUGCUGCACAUCAUGAAGCAGAGGAAUGCAGGAUCUGUGCAGCAUUGGCGAAAGAGCAGGAUUGCAUUGCCUGGGAGAAAGAGUUGCAUCAGGCACAAGAGGAUCUGGAACAACUAGACAGUAACCUUAAGUUCAAUAAUGAUAUGCAGCUGAAUAUUGAUGCAAAUUUGCGCAAGUUGCUUAGCCUCAAAUCGGAGCUGUCUGUCUACAUGGUGAAGAAACUGACUGAAGAAGCUGAAGGAGUUUCCAAGGAGCAUGAGUCUGAAGAUUCUGAACACAUUAGCAACUCAGUUAAGGAAGCUCUAGCAUCGAAACAGAAAGAACUUCAGGAGGUCAAAGCGGACAUUGAGAAGGCAAAGGCUGAGGCCAACGUGCUAAGAUUUGCUGCCACGACACUCAGAUCAGAACUGGACAAUGAGAAAGCUUCACUUGUUGCGUUGCAACAGGGGGAGGCUAUGGCAUCCGUUGCUGUUUCUUCACUAGAAGCUGAGCUCAAUCGAACGAAACAAGAGAUGGAAUCUGUCAGGUCCAAGGAAGCAGAGGCCGAAGAAAAGGUGGUGGAGCUUCCCAUGGUUUUACAGCAAGCGACUCAGGAGGCUGAGGACGCAAGGGUAGCAACUCACUUAGCUCAUGAGGAGCUGAGGAAGGCCAAGGAGGAAUUCGAGCAAACCAAGGCAGCUGCAACUGCAGCAGAAACCAGGUUAUCUGCUGUUGUGAAAGAAGCAGAAGCAUCCGUAGCAUCAGAGAGGCUAGCACGCGAGGCGGUUCAAGCUUUGCAAGAAAGCAAAGAGGCAAGAGACACUACAGAUUCUCCGAGACGAGUGGUGCUUCCUCUAAGCGAGUACUAUGAACUCAGCAAGAGAGCACAUGAAGCCGAAGAACAGGCGAGUGAGAAGGUAGCAGAAGCAUUGGCACAGGUAGUGUCGGCAAAGGAAUCAGAAGCAAGGAGCCUGGAGAGACUAAAGGAAACAUCCGAGGAAAUGGAUGAGAAGAAGGAAGCACUUGAAAUUGCAUUGGAGAGAGCCGGGAGGGCGAACGAAGGUAAACUUGGUGCGGAGCAGGAACUGAGGAAAUGGAGAGCUGACCAUGAGCAGCGCCGCAGAGCUCAUGAAUCCACGAAACGCGCGGUGAAUCCUUUGAAUGGUCCAUCUAGAGUAUUUGUUGAACAGAAGGAUCCAUACCACAAGGAGCAGGAAUCCAAGGUACAGAUGUCGGGAAGUAGCUACGAGGGCCUUGUUCCAAACCAAAAGUUGCAGAGGAAGAAAUCUCUGUUCCCUCUGAUGGGCUCGGUUCUAUCCAGGAAGACCCGGGCACAGACGUGA